Molecule: messenger RNA, 603 nt
Organism: Arabidopsis arenosa
Lineage: Eukaryota; Viridiplantae; Streptophyta; Magnoliopsida; Brassicales; Brassicaceae
Source: the annotation of a GenBank genome assembly
UCAUCAAUUGAAUUACCAAAAAUCUAAAGACUCAAUCGUCUUCUUCCUCAACAACACCUUCAGAGAGAAUCAAACAGCUUAAGAGCAGUUUCUUAGUUCAAAGUAACCAAGUUUACAUGGUUGAGCUAGACAUUCAGAUUCCAUCAGCAUUCGAUCCUUUUGCAGAAGCCAAAGAUUCAGAUGCACCUGGAGCUAAAGAGAACAUUCACAUCCGAAUCCAGCAAAGGAAUGGGAAAAAGAGCUUGACUACUGUUCAAGGACUUAAGAAAGAGUAUAGCUACGAGAGGAUUCUCAAGGAUUUGAAGAAAGACUUUUGCUGCAACGGUAACGUUGUGCAGGACAAGGAGCUAGGCAAGAUCAUUCAGCUUCAAGGUGAUCAAAGGAAGAAAGUGUCUCAGUUCUUGGUCCAAACUGGGAUUGCUAAGAAGGAUCAGAUCAAGAUCCACGGUUUCUAAAUCGAAUCCGAAUUGGAUCGUUCGUUAGUUCUACUAUCUAUGCGAAUAAUUGGUGUGGUUUGUGUGUGUGAACAAUAUUAGGAGUUUUUAAAAGCUUUGGUUUUCUUGUUGUUGACUUUUGCAAUGAUAAUACAUAUUUCGAUUGUUC